Cyprinus carpio (common carp) is the source of this 1714-nucleotide messenger RNA. Its product is annotated as zinc finger protein Gfi-1b-like. The transcript is spliced from 6 exons. Lineage: Eukaryota; Metazoa; Chordata; Actinopteri; Cypriniformes; Cyprinidae. Gene Ontology annotation, molecular function: RNA polymerase II cis-regulatory region sequence-specific DNA binding; DNA-binding transcription factor activity, RNA polymerase II-specific. The record is from RefSeq and is a predicted model, not a curated record. Gene Ontology annotation, cellular component: nucleus. The coding region runs from base 452 to 1213 and encodes 253 amino acids. Gene Ontology annotation, biological process: regulation of transcription by RNA polymerase II.
GUAGGACUUCUUAAGAUAUGUGUGUCCAACAGAAAAGGCUGUGUUUUCGAUGAGAGCACCCUGAUUUAUUUUGCUGGUAGUUUUCCUGCGCACUGCAGCAGCAGUUAGGGUUAGUGUAAGUCUGGUUUGUAACAGCGCGAGGCAGAGCGCGCGGCGGAAACUGACGCGUCUGUGGUCGGCCGGUUUUGUGAGCGCGCGUUACCGAGGUUUCAGUUUUGCUGCGCUUUAAGGAGCGCGCACCUGUCCUCAGUGAUUUAUUACUGCUAGUGACGGAGCGAGACACGACACUGUAGCACGGCCUAAUCUGUCUGCAAUAAAUACAGUCAGAUAAUAAAAGUAAGAAGAAGUAUUACAUUUAAUGUUAAUUUUAUUAUAGCAACACCUCGGUUGGCUCUGGACGCAUUUACUGUCCUGCAGGACAAUCUUCUCUGUUGCUAGCUCUCUGUUCAUUAUGCCUCGUUCAUUUCUGGUGAAAAAGAGCAGGAAGGGAGGCUUUCGUUCCUCUCUUCCCAUCGCUGACGUGCCCUAUCUAGGCCUGGUGGGCUGGUCUGUCCCCAUAAAAGUGGCUACACUGCCAGAGGAAUCAGGCCAAGAGAUACAACCAUAUUCUCCUAUCAUACAGCAAAACAGCACACACAAUAGUCAUGAAAAUGACUGGAAAACAGAUCCAGCAGGUUUCCGGUAUGGCCCUCCUCCAUCUCCAGUGCACUGGUUACCAGUCAACUCUAGAGGCAUAACAGACAUACAAGAGCUCAACAGCAGAGACAGUUCAGUGGACUGUUCUCUGAUGAGUCCUCGGAGGGAUUCGGGCCCAAAACAUUGCAGCUUAUGUGGCAAGGUUUUCUCCUCUCUCGCCCGUCUGGAGUCUCACGUGUACAAAUUGCAUGGUAGUCAUCAUGGACGGUCUCUGGUAUUCCGUGACAGCAGAGACCCCUUGGUGCCAUGCAGGGAACGAACAUUUGAGUGCAAGGAAUGUGGGAAGGUAUUCAAACGCUCAUCCACUCUGUCCACUCACCUCCUGAUCCACUCGGACACGCGGCCAUAUCCCUGCCAAUACUGUGGCAAGAGAUUCCACCAGAAAUCCGACAUGAAGAAACACACCUUCAUACACACCGGAGAAAAGCCGCAUGUGUGUAAAGUGUGUGGUAAAGCCUUCAGUCAGAGCUCCAACCUGAUCACACACAGCAGAAAACACUACAAACUCUUCAGCUGAACACACUCUCCUCUAGGAAGAACCCAACCAAGACCUCUGUGAACUUACACAAGUUAGCUUUAAACACAAAAAGUAUUAUAAAUUAUCAAGUGCAUAGUUUCUUCUCUAUGUUUUUAAACCAAGUCAUUUAUUCACAGUGCAUAAGAGCGUUACGUGUGAGAUGUAAACGAAAGUGUCAUCAUAGCUGUACAUCAGUAAUAAAUGAAUGCAAAGAAAAAGAUAAAGUGCACAAUUAAAUGCAAUGUUGACUCAUAUAGAUGGAUCCGGUGAUACAGAAAUGAGUCAAGCAGCAAUGCAGCUGAUGGCCGCAAGUAUUCAUCCUGAGUCACUGCAAAACAAGUUUGUUUAUAGCAGUUCACACAAGUUGAACCUGUGCAUAAAUCCACAGAAAGCAACAAUCAGAUAUCACCAAGUUUUCACAGUUUUUUCUUCUAAAGCCCAUCGAUUUGAAAGGCAUUUUAAAACCUCACCAUAACAAGUAAAUGACUGUUCAAAGCUUUA